Molecule: messenger RNA, 5328 nt
Organism: Sinocyclocheilus grahami
Lineage: Eukaryota; Metazoa; Chordata; Actinopteri; Cypriniformes; Cyprinidae
Product: ras GTPase-activating protein nGAP-like
Exons: 17
Coding region: 213-4238 (1341 amino acids)
Biological process (GO): regulation of GTPase activity
Source: RefSeq, a predicted model, not a curated record
GUUUCUUCAAGGAGAUCUCGGGGACAGUGUUAUCCGCUAUGUCAGGCAUCAAAUUUAGAGGAGUAUGCUCGGAUAACUUGGUUAGAUCCAGCCUAGCUCAUCGAGAUGAGACUAUGAUGCAAUUGUUAGCAUUUGCAAUGGACUGAUAUUGAUUUUGGCUUCCUGCUUCUUGAUAUUGUUAAGCUUUUUUAGCUUUUGUCUCCUCGUCAACCAUGAGUUUACCACGGAAGGCCACAUUGGAGGACCAAAUGGGGUCAAACCGGAAUCCAUCACGCUGUUCGUCUGGCAGAGAGAGUGCUCGUCGCUGGCGUCUCCUCAGCAGGCCUUGGCUAAAGCACCGUUCAAAUUCAGCCCCUGAGGAGCCCUUGGACACACAUGACCGAAGGAACCUGGCUGGACGGGACAUGCGCACACAGAGCUUGACAUGGUCCAGAAGCAGCAGCAGUAUGGCUCGAUCCAAUCCUCCUAUCUCCAGGGUCCACAGUCUCCCGGACCCCCAGAGGGUCACCAACUGUGGUGUCCUCCUGGAGCAUCCUAAUCUUCAGAGGGACUGGUUAUCUCGCAGCUCGACCCCUUUUUUAAGAUCUACAUCUGAACUGGGGAGUGAAAUUCGUACUGAGACUCCAACGCUCAGACGGGGGCUGAGCUCUCAAAUGUUUUCAGGGAUUCUGCUGUCCAUGUCAAGACGAAUUAGUCAAAUUUUAAAUACCUCUCCUGAGCCGGCUGUUGGAGAACUUUCAGAAGACGAUGUGAAGGGGCCGCCCAGCCACCACUUCUCCUGCGGCCAGUCGCCGUUCACGGAGCCCUGCGCUUGGGAGAGGAAGUACUGCAUCCUGACCGAUAGCCAGCUCAUCCUGCUCAACAAGGAGGAAGAGAUGCCAUCUGAGGUCCGUGAAAGCCCCACAGCAUCCUCAUCAAAGGGUCGCAGCCUGAGAAGGACAGUUAGUGUGCCCUCUGAAGGACAGUUCCCAGAGUAUCCACCAGAGGGAACCUCCAUGUUAGCGGAAGCGUCUGCGGAGCGCUCUCCCAGGCGGAGGAGCAUAUCAGGGCUGGGCAGCUCGGAGAAGAACAAUUCCAUGGAUGGCUCCAACUCCUCACCCUUCAAAGUGCCUGUGGCAUACUCGGGUGGAAGUAAGUGCUUCAGCUGCUCUUCUGCUGCUGAACGGGACAAAUGGAUGGAGAACCUCAAGAGAACUGUGCAGCCUAAUAAGGACAACUGCAGACGAGCGGAAAACGUCCUCCGUUUGUGGAUCAUCGAGGCCAAAGAUCUGCCACCGAAAAAGAAGUAUUUCUGUGAGCUGUGUCUGGAUGACGUGCUGUAUGCCCGCACCACCAGCAAAACCCGCUCUGACUGCCUGUUUUGGGGCGAACACUUUGAGUUCUCCGGCGUUCCGUCCAUUAAGAGCAUCACUGUACACAUCUAUCGUGAUGUGGACAAGAAAAAGAAAAAGGACAAAAACAACUAUGUGGGCCUGGUGAACAUACCGGUGCAGGGAGUAAUGGGAAGGCAGUUUGUGGAGAAAUGGUAUCCGGUCAGCACCCCCACCACCAGCAAAACCAAAGGUGGAGGCCCCUCCAUUCGCAUCAAAUCUCGCUUCCAGACUGUCUCCAUCCUGCCCAUGGAGCAGUACAAAGAGUUUGCAGAGUUUGUGACCAAUAACUAUACCAUGUUGUGCUCUGUGUUGGAGCCUGUCAUCAGCGUGAAGAACAAAGAGGAGAUGGCCAGUGCGCUCGUGCACAUACUGCAGAGCACGGGACGGGCGAAGGACUUCCUAACGGAUCUGGUGAUGUCAGAGGUGGAUCGCUGUGCUGAUCAUGACGUGCUGAUCUUUAGGGAAAACACGCUAGCCACCAAAGCCAUUGAAGAAUACCUCAAAUUGGUGGGACAGAAGUACCUACAUGAUGCACUAGGAGAGUUUAUUAAAGCCCUUUAUGAGUCAGAUGAAAAUUGUGAAGUAGACCCAUCGAAGUGCUCCAGCAAUGAGCUUCCAGAGCACCAAAGUAACCUGAAGAUGUGCUGUGAGCUGGCCUUCUGCAAGAUCAUCAACUCUUACUGUGUUUUUCCACGGGAACUGAAGGAGGUGUUUGCAUCAUGGAAGCAGCAGUGUCAUGCUCGAGGGAAGCAGGACAUCAGUCAGCGUCUGAUUAGCGCAUCGCUCUUCCUGCGUUUCCUGUGCCCUGCCAUCAUGUCCCCUUCGCUCUUCAGUCUCAUGCAGGAAUACCCAGACGACCGUACCUCUCGAACACUCACCCUCAUUGCCAAAGUCAUCCAGAAUCUCGCUAACUUUGCCAAAUUCGGAAAUAAAGAGGAGUACAUGGCCUUCAUGAAUGACUUCCUGGAGCACGAGUGGGCUGGUAUGACCCGUUUUCUGCUCGAAAUCUCAAAUCUUGAGACUAUCUCCAACACCCCGGGCUUUGAGGGCUACAUUGACCUGGGCCGUGAGCUGUCGGUGCUACACUCACUACUGUGGGAGGUGGUGUCUCAGCUGGACAAGGCGACGGUGGCCAAACUGGGGCCCCUGCCGCGUAUACUUGGCGAUAUCACCCGCUCGCUGUCCAGCCCCACCCCCAUCCAGCAGCAGCUCAGGCGCUUCCAGGACCACAGCUCCGCUCAUGACAUCAGUGGGAGUGUGUCCUCAGGACUGCAGAGAAUAUUUGAAGACCCAGCGGACAGUGAAAUGAGGAGCAUCAAAUCUCCUGUCCAGGAGCACAUGGAGGCAUUAGUCCGAGGCAAGCAUCCUUUAUUGGGUCAGCAGUCCUCCACUCACAGCAUGAGCUUCUCUGACAAAGAGGAGCGAGACAGUCCAUUACCGAAUGGACGCAGUAUAUCUCUAAUGGACCUGCAGGACUCUUACCUGGCACAAGGGCAUCCAGGUCCUAACUCUCUCAACGAAGCCCCACCUAGAUUAGGCCGAGUGGGCUCUCAGGCCUCCAUUGGCCCUGUCCCACCUCCACACCUCCACCAGCCCCCUGUCCAUCCAAAAGUUCCCCAACUAAGAGACAACUUGCCGCAAAGUGCCCCACAAGUGCGGCGCCCUAUACACCCCUCCCUCAGCCAGCAGCGUAGCCUGCAACCGCUGUCUUUCCAAAACCCUGUUUACCACCUCAGUAACCUGCACGCACAAUCCACGCACUCAACCCAGUCCACGCACUCCGCCCAGUCCCUGCAGCCAGACUCCAGCUCGGAGAACCUGAGCACAGGCAGCUCUCGGAGCGCCAGUCCCAGUGCGUCAGGGGGCCGGGGAGCUACUCCCAGAGCACGGAUGCCCUCCACCAGCAGCGUGGAGGAAGAACUCACCCGCAAAAGCAUCCAGGGACAAGAAACACCUCCUCCCACAGCACGCUGGCACCCUCCCCUGGCAGACCAGCACUCGGGAGCCCAGGUUGUGGCGGUACCGAGGCAGAGCAGCGCAGGUACGGCACAUAUCGUAAAGGUGGAGCAACAGAGUCGAGGAGUGGGGCUGGUGGCAGGAAACACAGCGGCGCGAACUCCAAGAUCGCUUCCUCACAGCACUUCCCUGCGUAGCAGCAGCAGCAUCAACACUGAACCCAUGCAGCAGAGCGGUGAGCGAUCCAGACAGCAGUCCUCGUGCUCCAGAGACAGUUCGGUUCCAGGAGGACGAGGCGCCAAACAGGUACAGUCACCUGUAGAGUCAGUCACCCUGUCCCCAGUGGAGCGAACAGCAGCAUGGGUCCUGAAUAACGGCCAGUAUGAAGAUGAGGAAGAGGAAGGACAGAGCAAAGAUGAUGCCAAACAUGUAGAGAAGUACGAACAGGAAAUCUCAAAACUGAAGGAGCGUCUGCGGGCGUCUAGUCGGCGACUGGAGGAAUAUGAGAGGAGGCUGCUGGCACAGGAACAGCAGAUGCAGAAGCUGCUUUUGGAAUACAAGGCUCGAUUGGAGGACAGUGAGGACCGUCUGCGCAGACAACAAGAGGAGAAAGACAGCCAGAUGAAGAGUAUUAUCUGCCGGCUGAUGGCCGUGGAGGAAGAACUGAAGAGAGACCAUGCAGAGAUGCAAGCGGUCAUAGACGCCAAGCAGAAGAUAAUCGAUGCACAGGUAUUGCAGAUGACCAUGUUAACCAGCUCCCUGGAUGCAGCUAACUCUCGGCUGAUGAGUGCCCUCACUCAGGUCAAAGAGCGAUACAGCAUGCACAACCUCCGCAACGGCCUGUCGCCCACCAACCCCACCAAGCUCUCCAUCACUGAGAACGGAGAGUUCAAGAACAGCAGCUGCUGAUUGGUGCUCAUGGACUUGAUGAGCCGUGCCAAUUGGUGCUCCCAGACAGAUCACCAGCACCGAUUGGUCGAGUUCAACACGGACUGAGUACCUAGACUACAUGCCUAAACUGACUGACUACUGUAAACAUGCGAUUGCAAGGAAUGUCUGGUUAUUAAUGUAUAUAAACCUUAUCUAAUAUUGGUUCUGUACAGAAAUGCUACUGCAGAGGAGUGUUUUGAGAUUGCGUGGGAGAGUAAAGCGUAGCUUCGGUUCUGACUCAGUGAGUUUGUUUUUUUUAAAUGCUGAUUUACGCAUAACUGCAGAUUUAAGAUUGCAAACAGAUUUUUAAUUGUUGCCUAAGAUAUAUGAAGGAGAUGUACAUAUCUUAAAAUGGAAUUGUUUUAAAAGAAAAUAUGAAGAAAAGCACAUAGGUAUCGGCCGUAGUUGUAAAUGUCCCCAAGUUGCAGAAUCUGACAGGCAGAAAUAGAUGAAAGGCAAUUUUAUGCACUCAGUUUUCUAACACAAGGUUUCUAUUGUUUUGUUUUCUAUUAUUAUUAUUAUUUUAUCAUCAUCUUGCAAAAGGUGUUAUGACUGAUUUUAGUUGACUAAAAGGACACAAUUAAGCCAGCCGCAGUUCAAUUACAACAAAUCUAGAACAUAUUCAAUAAGAAAUUGAAAUACGUGUUCAUUAAUUUUACUAAAAAAUAUGACUGAAGCAGUGGGUUUAAUAAAUUAAAAUAUUGAACUGAAUUUUCAUUUUGACAGAUGUAGGCUAUUUUACUGGCUCACAACCCAACUUAAAAAUUUUUGCCCUAUGUGUUUUAUGUAUCUGACCAGAGUGCUGUGAAACCACCAAUCUACAGUGUCACUGCCCUCGUGUUCUAGACAGUCUCACUGCCCUCUUUCUGAUCCUGUUUAUUGUUUGUUUGCUACUUUUAUUGAAAGUCAUUGUUUUUCCACUGUGUUCUCACUCUGUCCAUAUGAGCAUCAAUGCCUUUAACCUUUUGUGGCACAGAACUCCUCAAUGUUUGCUGUUCUCGUAGCGAUAUAUUUGAUGGUCAGUCUCAGAGUUGAAAGCUGAGCAUUGAAUAAAGAUGGAUUGUGGCCU